AUGAAGAAUCAUGAGAAGAAGCAUAAGAACAAACCUACACAGUUUAUAAGCGUGGCUGGCGGGGUUCAAAAGCGAUUACAGAAGAAUAUCAAAUAUAGAAAAAGCAGUCGGCUAUCUAUUUUUGACAGUAUCCGAAAUUUGCCGUCAUGUGAUGUGCCCGAGCCUAUAUCAGAGAGCCAGAAGAAAGUGGAGCACAGAAGGAUGCAGUUAGAGAAGUGGAAAGAAGAGAAGGAGAAGAAGAAAAAGGAUGCAGCCGCACAAAAAAAGAAACCAUUUGUGGCAGGCAUAGCCCAUCCUCCACUGAAUUACGUACCACCGCCACCACCCAAACCGAUGCCAAGUACAUCAGGAAGGGUCACCAGGUCCCAGUCCUCAAAAGCAAAUAGUCAAAUAAAGAACUCUACAGCAACUAAAAUAACUAAAGUUUCACAAUCUUUCGCACCUAGUAAUGCGUCAUUUAAACCGCCAGAGUUAAAAAAUUUAGCUAAGAUACCAACCCUUGCCCCAAUAGUGCAAAAUGCUAAAAACAUAAGUCCUUGCGUCACACUUUCUAGAGGCAAGGAUAAUGCCAGAAAAGAAAUGAAAAAGAAAAUAAAAGAAGGCUUACUGGACGAUGACACCAGCAACAUGGAGAGUGUGGACUACUUCAGAUGCCAAUUGGAUUCGGAGGUGAAGCGUAUUACGGAGAUGUGUGACACUUGGGAAAAGAUCUCACAACAAGCACCACUGACAGAAUUGGCAAUGGAAGCAUUGUUAGGAGCGGUGGGGCAGGGUCGCCUACUGGUGUCGCAGAAGCUGGCCCAAUUUGGGUCUCUGGUGGCGGCGUGUGCAAAACCGGAGCCGGGUGCGGCCCUUGUCACGCCGGCGGACCUGCAUGGCUUCUGGGACAUGGUCUUCAUGCAGGUCGAAAACGUGGAUAUGCGUUUUAAAAAGCUUGAGGAGCUUCGCGCACGCAAUUGGGUAGAGGAACAGCCCAUAAUACAGAAAAGAAAAGCGCCAAAGAUAGUCAAGAAUAAUACGAAACCCGCUGCCACCAGCCGUCUUCGUGAUCUAAUAGCAGCCGCGAGGAAGGCUAAGAAGGAGAAAGAGCCAUCGUCGCUAACCGAAGCCGGUUCAGGUGCUGCGGAAGAGAACAGCAAGACUUUUGAAGCGGGAUUCUUCUGCGUCCGUUCGCCUGUAAAGUCGCCAAGGGCCCCCGCCACGCCCACUUUGCUGAAAGCCGUACUCUCCAAUGAAGCGAAGAAGGCAUCUGCGUCGAAGAAUUGUGCAUCUUUUGCUAUGCUUCGAGCAUCUCUCAUAGGCAAGAAUGUGGAAAACAGUGAUAUGGCAUCAGAGCAUUUGAAGACGCCAAUAAAUCUUACGGCUACACCAGCAAGGAGUAUUCUCAAGUCGACUAAUGUUGCAUCAUCUAAAAGGAAGUCUGGAAAGAAGUCAAUAAAGGUUGUUUUAUUCAAUGAUUCUGAUGUUGAAUCGCAGGAGACUAAAGAAGACAGUUUAGCACAAAGCCUUGAGGAAAAUGAGAAACUAGCAGAAAUUAAUAUCGACAGUGGCCUAUCCUCUAUGGACGUAGAUAAAGAAGUAGAAAUCAACAAGGAGAAUGUAAAGCGGAAGUCUAAACUCCUCAGACAGAAUGCAUUGGACAAUAGAAGCCCUGUGUUGACAAGAAGCAGAUGCAAGAGCAUGAAUACUCCAUUGUUGGACAUCACCGAAAACCUGGAAGAUAGAAGAAGAUCCAGAGGGAGAGUGAAGGAAAGCAAUAUAGAAGAGAAGACUAACCAGACACCUAAGCGUUCAACAAGAAAAAAGAAGAAUUCCGUUAUAGACGUCAAUGAUAUUGAG
This is a messenger RNA of Iphiclides podalirius (scarce swallowtail), 1839 nucleotides long. NCBI's taxonomy places the organism in Eukaryota, Metazoa, Arthropoda, Insecta, Lepidoptera, Papilionidae. The record is from the annotation of a GenBank genome assembly.